ACGGCGGAGGAAAAGAAGUCCCACAAGGCAGAAAGCAUGAUUAAUACACAGGCUUUCCGUUUUCUCGCAUUCGAACUCUCGACAAUUUGUUUCCGGGGUGUAGGUGUCACGUGUUUGCUCGAUUCGCCGUGAUCCAAUGACGCACGGUGCUCCACCCAAACACGGAUCGCGACUCCACCGACACGCCAUAAACAUUCACGCGUUAAGCUGUGCUUCGCUGUGGGGCACACCUAGGAUGGCUCUACCUGCCGUAAUAUUUGUAACCUUUGGAACCAGAUCGACCUCAUGCGGCACUUCAGUUCACCUGUAUGAAAGAACUCUAGCUUAUUUGGCAUACCGAAAUUUGUCGUUCUAGGAUUUCAGUCAGGCUACUAACGGUGAUUUGCGAACCUCUAUCAGCGGCGCGCGCACCUGUCGUGCGCGAAGCUGAGACGCGCCUUUUAUCCUUGGUUAGAUCCCACUUCUCAGGAUGAACCCCAGGCCCUCGAUGGCUACAGAAGACAUUGCUACUACGGCCGAGACUUCCUUACCCCCAAGAAGGCGACCGCUACGAACAUAUGGGAAACGAAAGGCAGUUAUAGAACGCGACUCGGACAAGCCUCAGCCGAAGCGAAUCCGGGUCCCAGAAGCUAUACAGGCUACGGAGCCCCGAGGCCACCCACCAAGGAUUGAGUUGCCGUUCGAGGAAUCUUGCAUUUACGUUCGAACGUCGCCAACUCCAUCACCAUCCCCGUCACCAUCUCCAUCUGCAUCUCCGGCCAAAAAGGCUCCAAAAUCCUCCAUAUUACGAUAUUUCAAGAAAACCGCAGCUACCCCUGCACCCCUUCCCAGUCCGACAAGGUCACAAACAGCCGACCAUUCAGAAACACCCUCGUCGCCUGUGAUCUCCCCUCCUCCCAAACGAAGCUUGCGCGCUCCUAGACGACUUACCACUCGGCCAUCAAGAAUCAUCGACGCAAGAGAUGACAGCCCAUCUGAUUCUAUACAUGAUACCAACCGGUCUACUGAAACCCUAGACGCGGACCAAUUUUCUCCGGGAAAUGUUCGAACCACGAUAAAGGAGGACUCGGCAAACCCGAGAAGGACGAAGCCAUGCGACUGCCAAUUCAAGCCCUGCUCGCACCAAAACAAGCCGGGCUCUAGGCGGGCCGUAAAGUCGCCCACUAGCACCAUCCAAAUGACACUUAGUCUGUCAGCACGGAGCAGCAGUAUCACACAGUGUCGGGAAUGUGACAUGCUCUACAACCCACUACACCCAAGCGACGUCAAAAACCACUCAAGACACCAUGCCGCAUUGGCCAAGAUCAAGGCUCAAGGCUAAGAUCUGCAUGUCACUCGGAGGAUUGAGUGGAGGAGUGAAUCAAAUUGAUGGCCAAUAUUUGUGCCUUUUCAUGGAAGCAUAGCGUGCGUACUUAGAUAUUUGCAAUUAUACCCAAUUUACAUUUAUGUUCUCUACA
Molecule: messenger RNA, 1457 nt
Organism: Pyricularia oryzae 70-15
Lineage: Eukaryota; Fungi; Ascomycota; Sordariomycetes; Magnaporthales; Pyriculariaceae
Exons: 1
Coding region: 470-1321 (283 amino acids)
Source: RefSeq, a predicted model, not a curated record